This is a messenger RNA of Larimichthys crocea (large yellow croaker), 2439 nucleotides long. It is a transcript of the gene tmem182a, whose product is annotated as transmembrane protein 182a. NCBI's taxonomy places the organism in Eukaryota, Metazoa, Chordata, Actinopteri, Sciaenidae. Gene Ontology annotation, cellular component: membrane. The transcript is spliced from 5 exons. The record is from RefSeq and is a predicted model, not a curated record. The coding region runs from base 346 to 1092 and encodes 248 amino acids.
CUGCUUCACACAGUCAACCACACAAGCGAGAGUGGAGCAGCCGCCUUCAAUCAGACCCCCCAAAAUAGCCCAAGGGGAUGGGUUGGCUGCAGACCCCAGCAAGGUCCAGAGGAGUCAUGUGUUCAACCUUGUCCUCCCAUGACACAGACAGAGAGGACAGGAGAGGAGUGGAGAUCCAGUGAGCCACAUAAACCAACAGGAACCAUCUUACUCGGUGGAUAUACUAUAGUACAGGAGGAGUGACUGUUUCUGCCUCUGCUUGUCACAUGCACUCACUGUAGUCGGAGGGGGAAGUCAGACUGAGUGUGAGCAUCCAGUAGUCGAGAGGCUGGUCAAUCCUGGACCAUGAAGCUUAGCGUGGCGUUGUUUUUUGCAGGGCUCUUUGGGGCGUUGGCAGCUGUGUUCAUCCUCCUGUCGUUUGGAACUGACUACUGGCUGCUGGCCUCAGAGAGUUGCCACCCAAACCCUGACGGAUCUGCUGCUCUGGGUGGUGUGACCAUAGAGCGUGGAGAUGUGGUGGUGCAGGACAGCCCCAGUGACAUCACUCUGUACCAUGAGGGCUUUUUCUGGAGGUGUUCGUUUAGAGGUGACGUCGGUGACGACAACCUGCUGUGGAAGCUCUGGUUCACAAAUCAGCCCCACUCAAAAGUGUGCAUGCACUCCUACCUCUUCCCAUUCCCGGUGUCUCAUCAGACCCACAAUGCCACACAGUAUGAUUCUGCCAUAAUCUACAGAGGUUUCUGGAGCAUCUUCAUGCUCAUUGGCGUGGUGGCCGUAGUGCUCGGUGGGUUCAUCAUCAUCUGCGCUGCUCCGUUCGCCAGUCACCGCUUGUACAAAGCAGGAGGUGGUUUCUUCCUGGCAUCCGGUCUCUUCCUGCUGUGUGUGGUGGUGAUGUACGUACUGUGGGUGCAGGUGUUGGACGUGGUAGAUGUCUACAUUGACCACCAGCGCUCUCAGGUGUGUCCAGGCUUCACUCUGUCCCUCACCUACGGUCUGUCCUUCAUGUUUGCCCCCGUUGGCAUCUUCUUCUGCCUCCUGUCCGGCCUCCUUUUCCUCCUCAUCGGCCGAACCAUCCAGGUUCUUUACCACUGAUUUCAGCCAGUGGUAGGUUAGAGGAAGAGUGGAAGCGAAGUUAUUUACUACAUGUUCUUUGAUAUUUUCCCAUUUUGUCUGCCAUGUUAAAGCAGGACUCUGUAUAUACUAUCUGGCAGCUCUGUGGUGUAAAUUAUCUGACAGCUGUGAGCACUUUGUUCUGGGAUAAAAAAAAAUAAAAAACAUUGCUCAGAAAUAGCAACAUAAUUCAACUGAGCUACCUGCAGGUUGCAGAUUAUAUGAAGAGUUCUCUACAAGCCUGAUUACGUACAGUAUACAGUGUACUAUAAUACCUGUGGUGCUUUGACGGUUGUGAGGGUUAUUAGUGUAUGUUCAUGAAAUUCAAAAUUACCAGCAAUCAAAUGUCGAUGAGAUGAUGCUUGGGAUGACACUGGAGAGAUAAAAAAUUAAAUGAAAGCAAGUUAUAUACAAUAUACAUUUUACUUUGUAUAACAAGGUCGUUUUUAUAUUCUGUGGGUCGCCACAAUAUAAUAUAAUAUAAUAUAAUAAUAUAUAAAUAAUAUAUAUUAUACAUUUUUUUGUUAUUGUGCACAAAUCCAAUGAAAAGUAUCCAGAACUAUUCAUUUAUACUGUAGAUGUCUGUGAAGGUUCUCCAUCUUCCAGAUCAUCUUUCUUAAAUCUGGGCUUGGUUGUAGAUCCGUGAAGAUGCUUCACCUCUCAUCAAAGAGGCUUCUUCAGCUCUAUACUGAAGAUUUAAUCAUGGAUAAAAGUUCCUGAAGCUCCUGGGCACUGUAGUUUUUAGCAAAUGUUUCUCAAACAUUAGUGAAUAGUGAAUAGGGACUAUUUUUAGCCGUGGAUGAAUACACACACAUCUGGUGUUCUAGUGAGUAUUUAUGAUGUAACAACUACAGUGCCCAUGCUCAUCCUGAUGAAGGAACAUGUCACUCAGUGCAACAGUGUGUCUGUUUGUGUGUUAUUAAUAGUUUUUGGACAAGCACAGUGGAUUUAUAUCAGGUUCUGUUCUGUAUUCUCUGCUGUUUUUUUAUAUUGGCAAUAAGAAAAAUGUAGAAUAUCAUCAACAUGAACAAAUAAUUAUAUUUCACAGAGUGUUUUUCUGCAGUUUCAUUUGACUAGUUCUGUACAUAGCCUGAAACUGAUGUUUUUUCCUGUUUGAUCACUUCAUUCUGUUUAUAAGUGGAGCUUGAAGCAUGAUUGGCUUUUUAUGUUGAGUUUCACGUUUGUGUCACUGAGUUUUUGUUGUACAUGUUUUCACCUCAUCAGUCCGGUUCUUCCUUGAGUUAGGCGUGUUGUGAUAUUUUCUGACUAUGUCCGUCCAGAUAAAUGUAUUUUUCUGUGAUCUGUUUGCCAAUAAAAAGGACAACCAGC